GAUUCAUCAAUUUUGGACGUUCGUUCUUGUCACUCGCUCAGACACGCUACUUAUUCUAAUACCAGAAAACUUCAACAAAACACCAAAAACAACUUAUAUCUAAUUUCUAACCACAACCGACAACAUGUUCUCCAAGACCGCCGUCGCUAUCACCUCUUUCCUGGCCAUCGCCGAGGCAGUCAAGGUCACCAAGCCCGCCAAGGGUGACGACUGGGACCUCUCCAAGACCAACGAGAUCACCUGGGAGACCGUCUCCAGCGACCCCAAGAGCUUUGAGAUCAUCAUCGUCAACCAGGCCAGCUUCCCCGGGGUUUCUGAGACCAUCGCCACCGUCCAGGCUGCCGACGGCAAGUACGAGCUGAAGGACGCCAAGGUCGCUGCCGGCGGCAACUACCGCAUCAACCUCGUCUCCACCGACGCCCAGAGCUCUGGCAUUCUGGCUCAGUCCAACGAGUUCACCUUCAGUGGCUCUGACGACUCCUCUUCCGCCUCUGCCUCCGGCUCUGCUACUGCAUCGGCCAGCGCCUCCGGCUCUGCUGCCACUGCCUCUGCCACUGGUUCGUCUUCCUCGGCCUCCGGCUCCGCGGCCACUGCCACCGUGACCACAGUGACCACCGGCUCUGCCACUGCCUCGGCCUCCGGAACCGCUGCCUCUGACGCCUCCGGUUCAGGUACCGCUUCCGGCACCGCCACUGGCUCCGCUGCCUCCGGUACUUCCACCUCUGCUCCCAGCAGUGCUUCCGCCAUCAAGUCCACCUUUGCCAUCUUCGGCUCCGUUGCCGUCGCCGCUUACAUGCUCUUCUAAGCAAGAUUUAGAUGCCCGCACGAAUCUUGUUUUUCCUUAGAGCUAUUUUGAGAAACCCGAAUGAUACCAACCGGCUACGAUGAAGGGAGUAGCGACAAACUAGCGAAGUGCAUUUGGAGGGGCUGGGAAUUGAGGAUUAUACCACACAAAACUCGGAUGGGUCAUGUCUGGCGUCGCCUUCGCACAAUUUUGAAUUACGUUUUUAUAGACUAAUGUUGAAGCCUUGCUACUGGACUCCCUCCAUCUACAGGCGCCUCAAACACGCAUCCUGCAUGUGAGUAUCCGUACGAUCAACUUGAUGAUGGAGAACCUGGUAUCUGCCUGCAAGAUGGGACGGAUUUCCUGGGAUCCGACCCCAAGUUUUCGCGCUGUUCCGGCCGCGACCUGAGCGCGGAGAUGAGCAGACCCAUGCCGUUCAGCCCGAGUGCCC
This is a messenger RNA of Colletotrichum phormii, 1235 nucleotides long. RefSeq lists its product as uncharacterized. The record is from RefSeq and is a predicted model, not a curated record. Bases 125 to 805 code for a protein of 226 amino acids. The transcript has 2 exons. NCBI's taxonomy places the organism in Eukaryota, Fungi, Ascomycota, Sordariomycetes, Glomerellales, Glomerellaceae.